Messenger RNA from Colossoma macropomum (tambaqui), 6949 nucleotides. It is a transcript of the gene impg2a, whose product is annotated as interphotoreceptor matrix proteoglycan 2a. Lineage: Eukaryota; Metazoa; Chordata; Actinopteri; Characiformes; Serrasalmidae. Gene Ontology annotation, biological process: visual perception. Bases 750 to 4136 code for a protein of 1128 amino acids. Gene Ontology annotation, molecular function: hyaluronic acid binding; heparin binding. The record is from RefSeq and is a predicted model, not a curated record. The transcript has 22 exons.
AACCCAGUCUACUUACUGUUUUAGAAUUUCAUUUAUAAACAGAUAGGUACCCACAGAAGUGUGCAGUGGUGAUUUUAAUGUCUUCUUUUUUGUUUACUGAUGUCUCCUUAAAUAAUAAUUUAUCAGUAAUUACCUAUGUGUUUUUGUUUGUGAAGCUAGAAUGUAAGUGGACGAGUCACCUGACCCUUGAAUUCUCAUAUCUGAUAGUUAUUUUAUUCACUUUGAGAUGUAGAUCACGUUUUUGCAAAAUGGACCUCAAAAUCAUGCUGUAGCUUACAUACACACUACCCUCACCCCAGGAACAACAUGAAAACAGAAAACAGCACACCUGCAACUACUGUUGAACUUUUGUCAUGUCUACACUUGGGAACCUAUUCCUUGCUCACGUUUUCUUUGUUAAGCGCACUCUAACUCCAGUUUGUCCAGUUACUUCUUGAUGAGCUCCUCUACAGGAUUAACAAAUGAGAUUAGAGAGAGAUAAAAAAAAUCUCAUCGUGCAGUUCCGUCUGUCUACCUGCCAAAGAAGGAGUUCAUGCAUCACGCUAACACAGCUGCAUUCAACAGAUGAUCUGGAGAGGCAAAAAGUCUAUCUGAGACUAUCAGUGUUGAUGUGAGCCACAUACAUUGGGCUAUGAACAGGUGUGCGGAACUGUGGGAUUGUUCCUUGUUGAGUCGUAUUUACACAAUCCAAAGCUGCUCUCCUGCUGCCUCCUUUAUACGCCUCCACAAGUGACGGGAGAGAAGCCGACAUGCUGCAGUUUAUCUGGACUUCCAACCUGUGCUUUUUAGCCAGUGUUUUUUUCAUAGGCCAUUUGGAUAUUAACGCCGAUGCAGCUAUCUGGGUCCCCAAACUAAGAGAACCAGAUAAACUCUCACACAGCUCUAAUUUUUCAUGGGAACAAACUCAAUCUGGAGCAUUUACUGAAGCACCUGAGGACCAAGGACUAUUGCCACGAAGGAAACGCAAUGUUCUUCUUUCUAGCGGAGUGCGACUUUGCACUCAGGAGACUGUUCAGCAAGCCAUAGCUAACCAUCUCAAAUAUUACCGACUUAGAGUGUGCCAGGAGACAGUGUGGGAGGCAUUCAAGAUUUUCUGGGACCGCCUUCCAAUGCAAGAAGAAUACCAGCACUGGAUGAGCCAGUGCCAGGCCGGCACAGUCAGCGCACAAGAAAUUAGCACUACAUUCAGCCAGUCAGAGGAACAUCUUGCCCUUAUUCACAGACGACUGGUUCAAACUGGAUUGAAAAUUGAGGGUUCUAAGCCCCCUGUGUGCAGGUCUCAGUCAAAGGCUACACUCAAAGAGCAGGACAGUACCCCUUCAGGUGUCGAGGUGGUUCCAACAGAAGUCAAUACAGAUAUCACUGGGACUGUGCCUUCUGCAACUCUGACUGAAGUUGUCUCAGAAUCUGUUGUGGAAAUUACUACACAAACUCCAUCUGGUGUCACAUUAACAGGAGAAGAGAGUGAGAUCAAUAAUGAGAUUGAGUUGGAGACUGCUGCUGUGCCGGGCCAUCUGCUGGCAGAACAAAGAGUGGAGCUCACUGGGCUGCUGACUGGAGAGCCGUGGAGUGAAGAGCUCUCUGACCCCACCAGUAACCAAUAUCGCACACUCACUCAGCUAUUUAGCCAGAAGAUUUCGGAUGCACUGCAGAAGUUGCCUGAAUACAAGAGUGUAUCUGUACUGGAGUUCAGGCCUCAAACUGGUGCUUCAGGUGAUGAGGCAGUACUGGUGCAGUAUGCAGUGACUCUGCAGACAAGCGGUCAGGAGGUCAGCAGUGAGACUCUGGAUUUCAUCAAUCUGCAGUCCAACAUGGUUGAGGGCACUUUCAGUGACUCAGAGAAACCCACUGUUGUAUACACCCUCACUGACCUGCGUGCCUACAUUACAGACACCUUGCUUGUGGAAACAUAUCCAGAGAGAGAUCAACCUACAAACCUACAGCCUGAGAUGAUUGAGGAGAUACUUGCAGCAGAAAAAACUGAUUUGCUUGAAGAGGAAGCAAGGAAAGAGCUUACAAAAGACAACUUGCUGAUAGACAUCACCACGUCACAGGAGGAAAAUGUGGGAGCGAAUAAUGGGGUCAUUUUAGAGGAGAACACUACACAACCACCUCUCACUGAGCAGCCCAGCACAGGUUCCUCAGAAGAUAUAGAGGUGCAGGAAGAAUUGCUGUUAAACAGUGCUGUGGAAACCAGCGCUACUCCAUCUGUAGGCUCCACCCAAGCUGCUGAUGUCUCUUGCUUGGAACCUGCUUCUGGUUCUGGGGCAGGGGAGGAUGAUGGGAAAUCAGUUAGAGAGCCAGGUGGAGUGACAGAUGAAGAUACAGUUUUGACUGAAAUGCCGGUAGAGGAUUAUGAGCUCUUCACCAUCACCACCUUGACAGAAUCUAUGGAAGGGGAUCCGACAUCAUCUAAAGAAGAACUGACAUCACCUGCCCUGGUGACUACAGAGACUGCAGAAACUAUAGAGAUACAGAUUAGUGAUACCUAUGCACAUGUAGAGCCAUCUGUGAUAGUAGAUAGAACUCCAUCACCUGAUCAGGCAGUGGAGGAGCUUGUGACCACUUUGAAAACAGAGGAGGAAACAGGAGGAGUUACAGAGGUUCCUACAGAAACAGACAUUGGAGUCAAGGAAGAAAUAGAGGUCCCUAUAGUGACAGAGGUGGACAUUACUGUAGCAACAGAGAACAAAGCUGUGGCUCCAACAGUAAAAGACAAAGAAACAGAAAAGGCUGAAGAAGAGGGAGAUGCUGACAUUAUGGUAGAGAAAGGUGAGGAUAAGGUUGCUGUGGAAACAGAUACUCCGGCUGUUGAGAUCCCAGAGGAGGAUCUCACAGAAGACGAUAUCCUUCUGGUCACCAUAGAACCCAUCAGGCCUGCCCAUCCCACACGUCUCUCACCAGAGAAAGAGUCACCCUUCACUCUCAUUACCAAGAUAACGCAAGUGGAGUCUGAGCCCAACCUGCCCUCUGAUAUCACAGUAUCUGAGCAAGACCUUCAUGUUAUUGGAAAUGAUGAAGGUAGUGGGGUCACUGCUGUUGCCCAGGGUGACGACCAGGCCAGUGUUGCCAUGCCCCCUGGCCGUGCUCUGAUGGUGUUCUUCAGUCUGCGGGUGACCAACAUGAUAUUCUCAGAAGAUCUGUUCAAUAAGAGUUCUCCAGAGUACAAGGCCCUGGAGCAGAGGUUUCUAGAGCUGCUGGUGCCAUACUUACAGUCGAACCUCAGUAACUUUGAGAAUCUAGAGAUACUGAACUUCAGGAAUGGCAGCAUUGUGGUGAACAGUCGCAUGAAGUUUGGGAAGCCAGUGCCUCGGGGAGUCACCACAGCUGUCUAUCUGAUCCUGGAGGACUUCUGCAACACAGCUUACCAGACCAUGAACCUUGCCAUAGACAAAUACUCACUAGAUGUGGAGUCAGGUGAUCAGGCUGACCCGUGUAAGUUCCAGGCAUGUAAUGAGUUUGCAGAGUGCACAGUGAACCGCUGGUCCGGUGAGGCAGAGUGUGUUUGUAAUGCAGGUUACUUCAGUGUAGACGGCCUGCCCUGCCAGAGCAUCUGUGAUGUCCAGCCCGAUUUCUGCAUGAACGAUGGCAAGUGUGACAUCAUCCCGAGACAGGGAGCCAUUUGCCGGUGUCGGGUAGGGGAGAAUUGGUGGUACAGAGGGGAGCACUGUGAGGAGUAUGUGUCCGAGCCACUGGUGGUGGGCAUUGCAAUAGCGUCAGUGGCCGGCUUCCUGCUAGUCGCUUCAGGUGUCAUCUUCUUUUUAGCCCGGGCACUGAGAGACCAGUACGACAAGGAAGAAACAGAGGACCCAAUACGGAGAGGAGACAGUAUUCCUUCUCUGGAGAGGGCCACCAAGUAUAAUCCCAUGUAUGAGAGUGAUGCGACGACAGGCUAUAGCCACUACUACCGCCGUUAUCCUGAGCCCCCAAUCCACAGCAGCGCAAGCGCUGAGGCUUCUACAGACUUCAGCAGUGAGGAGAUACGUCACAUCUAUGAGAACAGUGAACUCACUAAGGAGGAGAUUCAGGACCGGAUUCGCAUCAUUGAGCUGUAUGCAAAAGAUCGUCAGUUUGCUGACUUUGUAAGACAACAUCAGGCGGCACUAGAUACACGGAGGGAUAGUUCAUCUACAUAAAGUAGCCUCGCACUACGUAGCCUGGUGCAUACAACAAGGAACAUGUCUCGUCUUUGGAAAAUGCCAUUUGAAUGAUUGAUUACUAAAAUACUGUGGGAUCAGUGUGCUUGAAGAACAUUUAUGACUGCAAUCUUCUACUUUCCACAAGGGACUUUGCCAUUGCUUUUUAAAAUGGCUUUCUACUUUCUAUAAGAAAGAUUUUUCUCCUGUCAUGGCUGUUCUACUCAAAGCCAAAACACAGUUCUCUGUCCUAAAUGAUUGAACGAGAUGCUUGUUUCCUCACUAGUGCCUUUUUGACUGUCUUUUAAUGAGCUUUGUCUCUAUUUCUCAGCCUAUCAUGAGCUGGAGUUCAAAGAUACAGAAAUCCUAAAGGUUACUUGAAACAAAGAAUUUUUGAUUAUUUUAGUGUUUAUAGCUAAGACUUAAUUAUGUCCUUUUCAUAUGUCAUAUAAACAGCGGUGAAUAUUUUGUUUUAUGUAUGAAUUUCAUUGCACUGUAUUUUAUGUUGUUCCUUUGUGAAACAAACUGUAGAGAGUUGAUUAUCUCGAGUCUUGCUGGACUGCUGGAUCUCUUGAUGGGAAGAGAUUAUUUCAGUCUUUAAUAGCUUUGCUGAAUCUGAGGUGCUACAUGGUUUCAGUUUCUUACAUGCUGUCAAACAGGGCCAAAAGAGAUAAAUCUGGUAAACUAUUACUCGCCGACCUUAAUUUUUAAUUUUAUCUGGCAGCUGUUUUCUAAAAUUAUUACAACCAAAUUGUUCAUCGAAAGGAUAUCAAGUGAAAGCAAGAAGGAAUGUAAGAGAAAAAGGAAAUUUUUCUCUUUUAUGCUGUAUUUAUCCCUAGAUUUAUCUGUAUUACAUCCAGCCAGAUUUAUAUUCAUGAGCCUUUUGCAGACACACCCAAAAGUAAUGCAGCAGCUGGAAAGAGCAUGUACUACAGCUAAGAUAAAGGUCAAACUCUGACAACUGAAAUACACCACAAAACCCAUUUGAAACUCUUGUUGACCCUAACUUGACCAUAACAGUGCUUCUCAAAGCUGAUUUUUAUGGUAGCUCUGCCAUUUGGAAACCUCUUGUAACCAAAGCCUUGUAACUUGGUGUAAUGAGAGCAAAACAUGGACCUUGGAGUAAUGGAAGAAAGUAAUAUGUGAGUCAUCUUAUGCUUUUUUUGCAUGAAUGUUUUUCUUUUAAGGAAGGCUUCAGCCCAGGUUUUCUUUUUGAAAAAUGAUCCAGAGUCCCAUUAGAAAUUGUUCAGAAUGUGUUUAACAGCAUUUCAAGAAGAACUGAGGCAGCUCUUCAAGACAAAAUGCAGCCCAGCAUAUUAUUGAUGUAUCCCUGUAUAGCCUAGUGUUUGACUGUGUAAAAGGAUUUUUGAAUUUCACUGUUUUAGAAUUUUGUAGAUUUAGAUACUGUGCAAUAUAGAGAACAGUGUUUCUCUGUCUUUUUUAUAUGUGAGUUAAGGUUACAUAUUUUUACAGUAUUGAGUGUAUAUUCCAUUUAACUUUUUUGGAUAAUAUAAAGUAUAAAACUGAGUAAAGACCAAAUAUAAAUAAAGAUGUUUUUCUACUGAACACUUAGAGAUCUUUCAUUUUAACUUUCAGUAAAAUUAGUGUUUCUGUUCAGAAAAUUGAUGGCUGAUAUUUGGUAAUGCAACAAUAUCAAAUCUCUGACAACAAUGCAACCACUAAAAUAUUCAAAGCAUAUGUUUAUUAAGUGUCUGUGUUGGUAAACUGUAGGUCCUGGGGCAGAAAGCUUUGAUGGUUCUGACUGGAGCUGUAAUGGUGACUGGCACAUUCUAAGGAUGGACACAGACAGGCAGCUGUCUCAGCUUUCUUAUUUAGCCCUGCUACAACUUUCUUGAUGGAUGCUGUGCAGUGUGUGAACAUUUGGAGUCAUAUGGAAAGUGUCUAGUGUUUUGGGCAAUCUGAAUAUUUGGAGGGAAGAAUGUGUUUGUCCUUUAACAGUGAAGAUGGUCAGCUUUCCACAUAGUGGAACUAAAUUAGGAUUAAAGAAGCCUCACUGUAAUUAGUCAAGGCAGAGAUUACAGAGCGGAUUACACAGCAUUACCAGGAGUCUGUGGUAAACGUGUGUGUGGCUCCAGUCACACACACAUAGAGCUGACUGAUAUUCACUGACAGCUCACCUCCCAGCACUCUCUAUCCCAGCAACAGGAAGAUCCCUGUGAUAUCAUCACCUCCUAGUGGGACACACAAUAGCUAAUGAUCACAGACCUAUACUUUUCUGGAUAAAGGACAAGAGUGAGGGAUAGAAAGACAGUAUGAUGCACUCAAAAAACAAAGGUUCCUAAAUGGCUCAGACUUAUUGGUAUAGAACCCUUACAUUAUGUGGAGUUUUGCUAAACUUCUUCUUCAGACUCCAUUGAAAGGUUCUUUAGGGAACCAAAAGUGUUGUGUACGUGCAGUGCAUAAUAGAAAGCAAGUACUGUAUGUUUUCUACAGUGUUCUAAUGUGAGUGCCAGUAUUUUUCUGAUAUGUUCCAAUACAAUGACUGUACAGAAGUCAUUCAGAGGAUGAAACUUGCUAAUGCGAAACAGAAGCAUAAUCUUUUGUUUCUGUCAAGCCAUAGUCCAGUCAAGGACAAUGUGUUUGUGGUUUGCCAGGCAAAGGAUAAGCCUAUUGUUUAGGAAAGGCCGAAAGGCACACAGUAUUAAUAGCAAUUUGCGUGCAGCUGAGGUUAAGAUAACAUGAACUCCCUGUGGAGCCUCUUAUCAUGGACAAGCCUGAAUAUAGGGCCCUGAUUGGCUAAAAGGGACCACCUGCUUCACUCUCUUAUUUCUCUCUCUCUCUUUCUCUUUCUC